CUCCUCCCGAGGCGGCGGAGGCGCCGGCGGCUGCGGAGCGCUGACUGCGGGCUGCUUCCCCGCCCUGGGCGUCAGCCGCCACCGGCAGCAGCAGCACCACCGGACGGUCUUUCACUACCAUUCCUACAGUGGUUGGCAAGAUAUCGUUUCCACCUCUCCAUGUACCAUGCCAGUGACAUCUUAGCUGCUAGAGUGUGGAGCUGGACUGUGGGAGUCAAGUAUUGGUGAUGUGACCUGUUCAUGCAGGGGAAACUUGAACAUUCUCAGGUGCACCAGAGGCUCUCUUCUUGGCCUAGUGGAGUUGUUUAUUGCAGUACUGUUGUGCCCUCUGAUGAUGUGACAGUGGUGUAUCAAAAUGGGUUACCUGUGAUAUCUGUGAGGCUACCAUCCCGGCGUGAACGCUGCCAGUUCACACUCAAACCUAUCUCAGACUCUGUUGGUGUGUUUUUACGACAACUACAAGAAGAGGAUCGGGGAAUUGACAGAGUUGCAAUCUAUUCACCAGAUGGCGUUCGAGUUGCUGCCUCAACAGGGAUAGACCUUCUCCUCCUUGACGACUUUAAACUGGUCAUUAAUGACUUAACGUAUCAUGUACGACCACCAAAGAGAGACCUCUUAAGCUAUGAAAACGCAGCAACACUGAACGAUGUAAAGACACUGGUCCAGCAGUUAUACACUACUUUGUGCAUCGAGCAGCACCAGUUAAACAAGGAAAGGGAGCUUAUCGAAAGAUUAGAAGAUCUCAAAGAACAACUGGCACCCCUGGAAAAGGUACGAAUUGAGAUUAGCAGAAAAGCUGAGAAGAGGACCACUUUGGUGCUAUGGGGUGGACUUGCCUACAUGGCCACACAGUUUGGCAUUUUGGCCCGGCUUACCUGGUGGGAAUAUUCCUGGGACAUCAUGGAGCCAGUUACCUAUUUCAUCACUUAUGGAAGUGCCAUGGCAAUGUAUGCAUAUUUUGUAAUGACACGCCAGGAAUAUGUUUACCCAGAAGCCAGAGACAGACAAUACUUACUAUUUUUCCAUAAAGGAGCCAAAAAGUCACGUUUUGACCUAGAGAAAUACAAUCAACUCAAAGAUGCAAUUGCUCAGGCAGAAAUGGACCUUAAGAGACUGAGAGACCCAUUACAAGUACAUCUGCCCCUCCGACAGAUUGGUGAGGAAGAUUGAUCUGCAGAGAGCCUCUGAAUCCCAGCAGAAAGAACACCUGUUUAUAACUAUGGCCUUUUUAAUUAAAGCAUUGCAGGUGGAAGCUGGGAGCCAUGUCGGGGUAGAGGGUUUUUACCUUUAAUUAAAAAACGAAAACAAAAAGAUCUUAGGGAAGAAAGGAACAUUAAAAACUUACCAUCAGGCUUUGUGGAAUAUAAGCUCAAAGGGCUUAGUGAAUAUUGUCUUAAUCAAGAAUCUCAGUUUCUGGAUGAAAAUGAUGCAUUAUUAUUAUAGUUGAGAGAAAAUGAUGCUAGGGGUGUUGUUUCUUGCAUCUUCUUUUCAGGGUCAGCAAAAUAGUAACACACCAGCACCCCACUCAGCUCUAAAUUUUUUUUUAAUUUAACUUUUCUUAUUUUUGACAUAGCAGUAAAUAAAUAUACCAGAAAAGCAAACCUUUUCUGGUUUGUGGGUGGCAAACAGAGUCUGAGCCCAUGUCAUUAGCAUUUAUUUUAGAUUGGACCCAGUCUCUGCAAAGUUACCAGGAAUCUCUACCGUUUGUGCCCCAUUUCAGACCACCCACACCUGUUGGUACACUAAUUUUAUCCAUAUGAUAAUUGGAACCAACUUAUGACUGUUUGAUAAUUGACACUUUGGAUUAUCCCUUAAUACCUUCUUAAAUGUCUCAAUAUUCCAGUUCUCUGGAUCACUGUCUAGAAAUAAUUGGCAACACUGCAUGAGUUUUUUUGUUUUGUUUUGUUUUUUACUAAUUAAUCUUUAAGAGGAGGACAGAUUUCCCUCCUUUAUUUAACUAUCCCAUUGAUACUCCCCUGUCUCACGGCUCAAGCCAGAGGCAGAGUGUUCAGCUGUAUUACCAAAUUAGGAUGAUGUAAGGUUUACAAACUGGCUAAAACUCAUGGCUCUGUAGCCAUUUCAGAACCAGAAUAGUUUCACUGCUGUUAAUCUGUUUGUGUGACAGCAUUCCAGGCCACCCAGAUGGCACUACCUUGUCUGGAGGCCUUGUUAAUCUCGAAGGACACACACUCCUGCACUGUUUGUGAGCCCCCCCGCCCUCCACCACUUCAGUAGUUGUAAAUCAAGUUUGUGGAUCUCAAAGGGUGCAAUUUAUCUUUGUACAGGAAUACAUUUCUUUGGCUUCUUUCAGCCGACCCUCUUCACCCUAUUUUUUCUUAUCUUAAAUUGAGAGAAAAAGGAGUUAAUCUUAUACUCUAUCAAAAUAUUUUCUACCAUAUUUGCAGAUGACAUCACACUUGAAGAGUCAAAGGAAUCUGUGUCUACUAUCCUGUUUUUAACUACUGCAGGGGCAGGAUGGAAAGGAUGAUGGGGCUUGCCACACAGCUGAUUGAUUAGCUUUUUUCUUUCACAUGAUUCAUCCCUCUUCAUUGUGGCAAGGGGUUUCUUUCUCUUUUUCUUCCUCCUUUGGGAUCAUUGUGUAUGAAGAGAAACACUUGAAAGGACAAACCCAGACUCCAGGUGCCUUGCAGAGGUUGAAGGCCAGCCAGGAUUGCUGCUGCUGUUCCUGCCACCACCCCGUCCACUGGCAUGACAGAAUGAAAGGAUGCAUGUCUCCACUUCUCCUCCCACUUCCUUCCCCACCCGCCCCCGAGUCGUU
Kogia breviceps (pygmy sperm whale) is the source of this 2779-nucleotide messenger RNA. It is a transcript of the gene MCU, whose product is annotated as mitochondrial calcium uniporter. Gene Ontology annotation, cellular component: uniplex complex; mitochondrial inner membrane. The record is from RefSeq and is a predicted model, not a curated record. Gene Ontology annotation, molecular function: calcium channel activity; uniporter activity. Gene Ontology annotation, biological process: mitochondrial calcium ion homeostasis; calcium import into the mitochondrion. Lineage: Eukaryota; Metazoa; Chordata; Mammalia; Artiodactyla; Physeteridae.